CCCACGGAAACGCCCAAACGUUCUUUUACUCGUCACACACAACCGUCGAACGGUCCCAAUCAACCGCCGGGUCGGAACCAAACACGACGUACACCAUCACAAGCAGCGCCGUACCCGUGGUCACGGCCCCUCUCACACUCGCACCCGCAAUCAGAGAGGCGAUCUCACGCACACAGCACGCUCCACGCACCGGCUCUCACACAGCAACUCCCACCGCAGAACGCACUCCGUCGGGUUCCCCCGACGGGCGCACACGGGUACCGCCCACUGCGAAGCAUCGCGAGACCGGGCCUCGCGGCGCGCGGCAAUCUUUACAGCCAGGAGACUACGUUUCCCAGAAUACACUGCGGCGCCGGCCCAAUCGCUACGCCGCAUCGGCGCGGCUUUGUGCGUCUGCGCCAUCUUCCGGCUCCAGGCGACGAGUUCGCCGGUACCGACAAGAAAGCUCACCUGGGACGACGCGAGGGGGCGCGGUCUCGGUGGCACUCGGACCCGAGAAGGCGGCAGCAGCUGUUUGUGUGCACACAGCUUCUCACGCUGUGAUGUCUGUGCAGCGGCCUCUGUAUGUGUUGAUCAUGGAGGAUGGGAUCUGCUUCAUCUAACUGACCCCCCGGACCCACACUCCAUCUGUGGACUCAAGCUCUGCCCCCUCAGGACUCUGGCCUUCGCCGAGAGGAGGACCCCUCAGCCCAUGACAUUCCAGACGUAAUGUCCAUGGGGUCAGACCUGUUCAGGGAUGUGGCCGUCGUCUUCUCCCGGGAAGAAUGGGAGCGGCUGGCGCCUGCUCAGAGGGAUCUGUACAGGGACGUGAUGUUGGAGACCUACAGCCACCUGCGCUCGCUGGAUCUCGCCAUUUCCAAGCCUGAUGUGAUUGCCUUCCUGGAGCAAGGCGAGGAGCCCUGGAGGGCGGAGGAGGCAGCGAGGGAUGGCCUGUGUCCCGCCUCGGAGGCCAGGUCUGAGACUAAGGUGUCACCUCCAGAGCAGCCUGUUUGUGAAGGACAAGCGACCCGGUGGGCGAGACCGGAAAGCCUUCCGAGUUAUGGUCUCAAGUCCUGGAGUCUCCCAGUUGACUGGGAGUGCGAAAGCCAGUUUGACGGACAGCGGGGGAAUCUAGAUGAACGUCUGAGUCACGUGAUCGUCAGGUCUGAAGAAAUGCCCCCUCUCAGCCCACAGGCAUCCCUUACUUUCUGUGGGAAAGUCCAUCCAGGGGACGAGCCCUAUGGGUAUGAUGCAUGUAGGGAAGCCUUCUGGCCAGAGGACUUCCUCAUUCGCCGGCAGGGAAUCCACACCAGCGAGAAACCCUAUCAAUGUAAGGAGUGUGGGAAGGCCUUUAAGUACGGCUCGCGCCUGGUUCAGCACGAGAACAUUCAUUCUGGCAAGAAACCCUACGAGUGCAAGGAGUGUGGGAAGGCCUUCAACUCGGGUUCAAACUUCAUUCAGCACCAGCGGGUCCACACCGGCGAGAAGCCUUACGCGUGUCAGGACUGCGCCAGGGCCUUCGGCCGGAGCUCCCAGCUGAUCGAACAUCAGCGCAUUCAUACCGGCGAGAAGCCCUAUCAGUGCAAAGAGUGUGGGAAGGCCUUCAAUCGGAUCUCGCAUCUGAAAGUCCACGGUAGGAUUCACACAGGGGAGAAGCCCUACGCCUGCAAGGAAUGCGGGAAGACCUUCAGCCACCGGUCCCAGCUGAUCCAACACCAGACUCUACACACUGGCAAGAAGCUCUAUGAGUGUAAGGACUGCGGGAAGGCCUUCAAUCAGGGCUCCACGCUCAUCCGGCAUCAGAGAAUCCACACGGGUGAGAAGCCCUACGAAUGUCAGGCCUGCGGGAAGGCGUUCCGGGUGAGCUCACAGCUGAAGCAACACCAGAGAAUCCACACGGGAGAGAAACCCUACCCGUGCAAGGCGUGUGGGAGGGCUUUCAAGCGGGUCUCGCACCUCGCCGUGCAUUACAGGAUCCACACGGGGGAGAAACCCUACGUGUGCCAGGCCUGUGGGAAGGCCUUCAGCCACGGCUCCCAGCUGACUCAGCAUCAGGUUGUACACACCGAGGAGAAGACCUAUGACUGUAAGGAAGGGAGGAGGACUUUCGAUCGUGGUCCCGCUACUCUUCGACGUCAGAGAAGGCAAAGUAGAGAAACACAGGUGAAUGUGAUAAACGUAGAAAAGCCUUCCAUCAGCACUUGCCCCUUGUUCAUCAUCAGAGAACUUAUGUUCGCAAGCAGCCAUAGGAAUGGAAGUGAUGGGGAGAGCCCAUUGGCUUAUGCUAGUCAUGCAAUUGAUGAAUGGAAGUAAAAAGGAGACCCCCAUUGGCUUAGGCUAGUCAUGCAAUCCAUGAAUGGAAGUAAUGGGGAGAGCCCAUUGGCUUAGGCUAGUCAUGCAAUCCAUGAAUGGAAGUAAUGGGGCAAACCCAUUGGCUUAGGCUUCUCAUGCAAUCCAUGAAUGGAAGUAAUGGGGAGAGCCCAUUGGCAUAGGCUAGUCAUGCAAUACAUGA
Myotis davidii is the source of this 2491-nucleotide messenger RNA. RefSeq names its product zinc finger protein 582 (gene ZNF582). The transcript has 6 exons. The record is from RefSeq and is a predicted model, not a curated record. Bases 709 to 2292 code for a protein of 527 amino acids. Gene Ontology annotation, biological process: negative regulation of transcription by RNA polymerase II. Lineage: Eukaryota; Metazoa; Chordata; Mammalia; Chiroptera; Vespertilionidae. Gene Ontology annotation, molecular function: DNA-binding transcription repressor activity, RNA polymerase II-specific.